UAUGGCAAAAAAAUUAUAACCAUAACUAGAUUUAUCUUGGAUAGUUCCAAAUGCAUUGUGUUGGUAAGAUCUUGAUAAUAAGGACCCUAUGUUUUCACCUGCUGAAAUAAUAAGUUCAGAUGGGAAAAUAAUUAUUAUCAAAUUAGAAUCUGGUGGAUAGAUUGAAUGCAAACCAACACAAAUAUUGGAAAGAGCAGAUCCAACCAUAUUAGGAAAUAAAGGGUUUGAUGAUAUGGUAAAUAUGGAAAUUCUUAAUGAUGCAGAAUUACUAAAUAAUUUAAUAUAUAGAUUUGGAAAGGAUAUUAUAUUUACUUAUGUAGGUCCUACAUUAUUAGUCAUAAAUCCAUUUAAAUAAAUUCAUGGUUUAAUGGAUGUUGAUAUAAGAAAUUAAUAUAUAGAUGAUAUCAUUAAAAAGAAUCAACUUAUCAAAGAUUUGCCUCCUCAUGUAUAUGCAAUAGCAGCAUAAGCUUAUAGACAAUUAUUUGAGAAUGAAAAGAAUUAAGCAAUUGUUAUAUCAGGAGAAAGUGGAGCAGGAAAAACUGAGAAUGCAAAAUUUUCUAUGAAUUUAUUAACAUCAAUUGCAUCAGAUAGUUCUUCAAAAGAUAAAAUAGAAGAUUAAAUUUUAGGAUGUAAUCCUAUAUUAGAAGCUUUUGGUAAUGCAAAAACUGUGAGGAAUAAUAAUUCAUCAAGAUUUGGAAAGUAUGUUAGGAUUAUUGUUGACGAUAAGACUAGAUAAAUUAAGGGAGCAGAAAUCAUUAAUUACUUGAUGGAGAAGUCAAGAAUAAAUUAAUAAGGUAAAAAUGAAAGAAAUUUUCAUAUAUUUUAUUUCUUUUUACAAGGCCUACCAAAAGAACUAUUAAAUAAAUUUGGAGUAACAAUGAAAAUGGAAGAAUUUAAUUAUUUAAAUUCUUCAAAAACAUAUACUAUUCCAAAUGUUGAUGAUGCUGAAAUGUUCAAAGAAAUUUAAGAAAGUUUUUCAAUUUUAGGAAUGCAUUCUGAUUUUGAAAAUAUAGUUUAAACAGUUCUUGCAGUAUUACAUUUAGGAAAUCUUGAGUUUGACAAUAGUACUCUAACAGAUACAUAGCCUGCCUAAGUUAAUGAAAGCUUAGUAGAGCGUUUACUUGAAUUGUCAAAUUAACAACUAUCUUAGGCUUUGACUCUUAAAUCAAGAGUAAUAAACAAAUAAACUAUAUUGUCUCCAUUGACACUUGAUGAAUGUUAAUUUACACGAGAUUCCUUGGCCAAGGAUAUUUAUGAUAGAUUAUUUAAUUGGUUAGUUAUUCAAUUAAAUAAAGUUUUAAAACCUAAAGUAGAGUCUAAGACAUCUGUUGGGUUACUUGAUAUUUAUGGAUUUGAGGUUUUUGAUAAAAAUGGAUUUGAAUAGAUUAUGAUCAAUUAUACUAAUGAAAAGUUACAUCAAUUGUAUAUUCUAUAUGUUUUCAAAGAGGAGGAGAAAAUUUUUAUUGAAGAAGGACUCAAGGAUCAUUUAGGUUAAUUAGAAUUUUAAGAUAAUACUUCUGUAAUAGAAUUAAUAGAUAAAUAACCUGGAGGUAUAUUUAGUAUUUUAGAUGAAUCGUGUUCUGUAAAAUCAACAGAUGAUGGAUUUCUAUAAAAAAUAAGAACUGUUCAUAAAUCAAAUCUAUUAAUAAAAACACCUAAAAUGCCAAGUGAUCCUUCAUUUAUAUUAGUACAUACAGCAAAAGAUGUUUGUUAUACUGUUACAGGAUUUCGAGAAAAAAACAAAGAUGAAAUGAGUGUUUAAACUAUAUCAAUGAUAAGUCAAACAAAAAAUCCACUUUUAAAAUAAUUAUAUACUAUGGAAGGAAUGAAAGAAAAGAUGAUAUCAUAAAAGAUAAAAAAAGAAAUGAUUGAAUUAAUGACAGAAUUGCAUUAAUGCGAUGUUCAUUUUAUAAGAUGCAUUAAACCUAAUGAAAGUAAAUUGCCAAAUCAAGUAUUUUCUGAAAUGACUCUCAAAUAAAUCAGAUAUCUAGGUGUAUUAGAUUCCUUAAAAGUUAGGAAAGAAUCUUAUAGCAUCAGAAGACCAUAUUAAUUUUUUUAUAAAAGAUAUGCUGAUAUGACAAGAAAUGAAAUAUAUAGUAAAUUAAUAAAAAAUCCAGAUAUUGAUUUUAGACAAUUAGUCUUAGAUAUGUUUAAAUAACAUAUGCCUCAUAUUGAUUCAAAAUAAGUAUUAUUUGGAAAGACAAAGAUAUUUAUUCGUAAUACAGGAUUAUAAAUGAUUGAAGAUUCAUAUACAAAAAUUGUGACUCUUAAACAUUAAAGGGCAGCAAAGUUGUAAAGAUCAUAUAAAAUUUAUAAGAUGAAUUAACAUUUGAAAAAGAUGAUGAAAAUUGCAAUGACUCUUCGUACUUUAGCAUAAAGAAUUCGUUUUAAAGUAUUCAUAAGAAAAAGAGUAAAAGCAGCAUUUCUAAUUUAAGUUUGGUAUAAAAAAUUACAUGAAAGAAGAAUACAAUAAAAAUAUGAAAAAUCUGCAUUAUAUUUAAAGUUAUAUUUUGAAAGAUUUAAUAUACUUAGAGAUAUUGCAAGAAAGAAAUUAGCUAUUAGUAAAAUAUAGAAAUUUUGUAGAUAUGUAGUACAAUCAAAAUAAGAGAGGAAAAUUAGAGAAAUUAAAAUUGUAUUUUAAAAAAUUAUUGAUGAUUCUUGGUAAAUGAUAUUAGUUAAGAAAGCAAUAAUUAUAUAAUCAAAUUUUAGAGGAAUUUAAGUUAGAAAAAAGAAUAAGAAAUAAAUUCAUCAAAUAAAGAAUGCAGGAAGAAAAAUAAAAAUGGAAGUUUCAAUUAUAAAAAUUUAAGCAGCAAUUAGAAGAUUUAUUGCAAGAAGUUAAUUUAGAAGAGCUCAUGAUGCUGCUUAUUUAAUUCAAGGAUAUUUUAGAAUGAAAUUACUUUCAACAAUGUUUCAAAAAAUGAGAACAGCUGCAAGAUGUGUAUAAAAAUUUGCUCGUAUAUAUCUAUAGAAACAAAUGGCUUAUAAAAAGAAUUAUGAAUCUUUUAUAUUACCAUGGGAAAAAAAUGUUUAAUAAUAAAAAUAUGAUGCAUCCAGUUUAUGGAUUUUAACAAAUGAAAAUAUGGAAAAUGAAGAAAUCUAACCAUUAUUAGAAACUUGUCUCAUUUAAUGGAGACCAAGAUUACCAAAAAUUGCAUUAUUCUCUGUACCUAUUGAUAUUGAUAUACUUUCAGAUAUCUAUUAAUGUUACAAUCCAAAUUAUUCUUAUUCAAGAACAUUGCUUAAUAUUAUUAUUUAAUAAUUUAGAAAAGAUCAUCCAAUUUAAUCAUAUUUUACUACUGAAGAAAGUACUUUAUGUGUUACUUUGGGUGGAACUGCCAUAUUUGAAUUUGGUAAUGGGUAAUUAAUUUUAAAUAAAGAUACUUUUGAUAAUGUUGAAAAGAAUAUAUUUCCAGAUUUCAUUAGAAUAAAGUCUAUUAGUUGUAGUGAUGAAUUCAUUUUAGUAACUACUGCAGAUGGUUCUUUAUUAUAAUAUGGUGAUUAAUAUAAAUAAAUCAAAUACAAACCACAUUAUAUAAAUAAAGAAUGUACUAUGUCAUCCAAAAAAUAUAUUGUAAGUGAUAAUAAAGUGUUUUCAUUAAUUAAUUUAAAUGUUAAUAUACCUAUUAAAUAGAAAGUUAGAAUGAUAUCAUGUGGAAAUCAAUUUAUUGUUACAUUAUGUGAAAGUGGUUAAUUGUAUUCAUGGGGAGAAAAUUAUGAAGGAGAAUUAGGAUUGGGUGAUAGAAGAUAUAGACAUGAACCUUGUCUGAUUAAUAUUGAAAAAGUAUUGUAGGUUUGUUGUGGUUUUAAACAUGUUAUUGCAAAAACUAGAAAUAAAAUUUAUACUUGGGGAUGGGGUGAAAGAGGUCAACUUGGUAAUUCUGAAUUAAAAAAUGAAGUAAUUAAAUAUUAAUUAUAAUAGACUUUACCUAAACCCUUGAAUAUCAUAGCAUUAUGGGUGUCUGCAGGAAGAACAAGUUCUAGUAUUAUUACAAAUGAUCGUAUAAUAAUAUAAUGUGGUACUAAUUCAAAAUUAAAUCAUUAAGCAAGGUUUGAGACAAUAUAAUUAGUAAUUCUUUAUAUAAUUAUUAGAGUUUUGCAUUGAAUUCAAUGAUUCCUGUAAGAAUAAUAUCUACAUGGUCAAAAACUAUUGAAAUAACUUAUGUCACUUUUGCUAAUACAAUUUCAUUACCAGAAAAUUAGUUGUCUAAAUCUUUAAAAAUCUUAAAUCAAUUAAAUUAGAUCUGGUCAGAAAGUAGUGAUCCUCAUUCAAUUGAUCCACCAUUCAAUUAAUCUAUAAGCAAUUAUUUAUAUGAAGCUUCUAUGAGAAAAUCUAAUUAAUUCAAUAAAUAAUAAAUUAAAAGUCAUUUCAAAUUAUAAAAAGAAAUGUUUUAUAUUGAAGAUGAAAGAGAUUGGGUUUUGAAAAAGAAAAUUUUAAUAGAAGACAUUAAAUCUCAUUAAAGAACUGUUACUAAAACUGAAAAACUAAAAACAAUUAAAUAAAGAUUUCUAGAUUUGAUGACUAAAUCUGAAGAUCAAUGGACAAAAGAUGAUAAAAAUUUUAUUAAUUAAAUCUAGAAUAAUGAGAAAAUCUAAUCUUUACUAAAGAGUAUAGAAUAAUGA
Molecule: messenger RNA, 4620 nt
Organism: Paramecium pentaurelia
Lineage: Eukaryota; Ciliophora; Oligohymenophorea; Peniculida; Parameciidae
Source: the annotation of a GenBank genome assembly